Molecule: messenger RNA, 1311 nt
Organism: Dovyalis caffra
Lineage: Eukaryota; Viridiplantae; Streptophyta; Magnoliopsida; Malpighiales; Salicaceae
Source: the annotation of a GenBank genome assembly
AUGGCUGACGGUGAAUCAGAUAAGAAUAUUGAGAUAUGGAAAAUCAAAAAGUUGAUCAAGGCAUUGGAAUCUGCAAGGGGUAAUGGUACUAGCAUGAUAUCUCUUAUAAUGCCUCCUCGUGAUCAAAUAUCUCGGGUCACAAAGAUGUUAGGUGAUGAAUUUGGAACUGCUUCAAACAUUAAAAGUAGGGUCAACCGCCAGUCUGUCUUGGGUGCCAUUACAUCUGCUCAACAAAGGCUGAAGCUUUAUAACAAGGUUCCACCAAAUGGGCUGGUGCUUUAUACGGGAACAAUUGUUACUGAAGAUGGAAAAGAGAAGAAGGUGACAAUUGAUUUUGAGCCUUUCAAGCCUAUAAAUGCAUCAUUGUACCUCUGUGACAACAAGUUUCACACAGAAGCACUAAAUGAACUCUUAGAAUCUGAUGACAAGUUUGGUUUUAUUGUCAUGGAUGGGAAUGGUACCUUAUUUGGGACACUGAGCGGAAACACACGAGAAGUGCUUCAUAAAUUUACUGUUGAUUUGCCAAAGAAGCACGGAAGAGGAGGGCAGUCUGCUCUGCGGUUUGCUCGACUGCGGAUGGAAAAACGGCACAACUACGUGAGGAAGACUGCAGAGCUUGCCACCCAGUUCUUCAUUAAUCCUGCUACCAGUCAGCCCAAUGUUUCUGGGUUGAUACUAGCUGGUUCAGCUGACUUCAAGACUGAGCUCAGUCAGUCAGAUAUGUUUGACCCACGGUUGCAAGCCAAGAUAUUGAAUGUGGUUGACGUUUCGUAUGGUGGAGAAAAUGGUUUCAAUCAAGCUAUCGAGCUGUCAGCUGAAAUUCUAUCAAAUGUGAAGUUUAUACAGGAAAAACGUUUGAUAGGGAAAUACUUUGAGGAGAUCAGCCAGGACACUGGUAAGUAUGUCUUUGGGGUCGAUGAUACAUUGAAGGCUCUGGAAAUGGGUGCUGUCGAAAUCCUUAUCCUGUGGGAAAAUCUAGAUAUCAAUCGGUACAUGCUGAAAAACAGUGUUACAGGUGAAAUUGUCAUAAAGCACUUGAACAAGGAGCAAGAGGCUGAUCAGAAUAACUUUCGGGAUUCAGCCACUUCUGCAGAGUUGGAGGUUCAAGAGAAGAUGCCCUUGCUUGAGUGGUUUGCCAAUGAGUACAAGAAAUUUGGCUGUACACUUGAAUUUGUCACCAACAAAUCACAGGAGGGAUCACAGUUUUGCAGGGGAUUUGGUGGAAUCGGUGGUAUUCUUCGCUACCAGCUUGACAUACGAUCAUUUGAUGAGUUGUCUGACGAUGGGGAACCUUAUGAAGAUUCCGAUUAG